AUGAGUUACCCCUACUACUCUCCUCCACCACCUUCACCACCUCUGCCAUGCUCUCCUCCACCACCACCGCCACCUGCGCCAUGUAACCCUGUAAGCUCACCACCGCCACCUCAUCACCACCACCACCACCAUCACCAUCAUCCACCAAAACACUAUGAUAGCCAUCCACCGCCACCACCAUCACCAUCACCACCGCUACCUCCUCCACCUCACCACCACCAUGAUUAUCAGAAGCCACCAACUCCGUCACCACCACACCACCACCAUGACUAUCCAAAGCCACCACUUCCCUCACCUUCUCCACCACCUCCACCCCCACACCACCAUGACUAUCCAAAGCCACCAACUGCGUCACCACCACCACCGCACCAUCAUGACUAUCCUAAACCUCCACCUCCUUCUCCUACACCCCCAUAUCACCAUGACUAUCCUAAACCACCACCUCCUUGUCCUCCACCACCACAUCACCAUGACUAUCCUAAACCUCCAACUUAUUCACCACCCUCAGUUCCAGCACAACCACCAACCAAACAUGAGGCUCCACCACCUCACUCACAUGUCUAUCCACCAAAACCUUCCUAUGGCUCUGCUCCACCACCAAAACCAUACCACCACACAGCUCCACCACCUGAACAUGUACAUCCACCAAAGCCCAGCCCAACUAUUCCACCACCACAAUCACCUCCGAAAGCUUGUCCACCAAAGAGCAACCAACCUCCAGUCCACCCUCCAAAAUCAUCACCACCAAGCCACCCUCCAAAGCCAUACCCUCCCAAAUCCUCACCACCAAAAAGUCAACCUCCAGUCCACCCUCCCAAAUCAUCACCGCCACAAAGCAGCCACCCUCCAGUACAACCACCAAAGCCAUACCCUCCAAAAUCAUCACCACCAAAGCCCAGUCACCCUCCAAAGCCUUACCCUCCCAAAUCAUCGCCCCCCAAAGCAUCACCUCCAAAAAACACCUACCCUCCAAAGGCAGCGCCACCAAAAUCCGCAUACCCACCGAAGGGUGCGACCCCACCUGCAUUCCCUCCUGGUUACCACACUCCUCCUACCCCUUUCAACGCGGUCCCACCUUCAUCUGAAAUUGUGGCACCGCCACCAGGGAAAAACCACACCACUGUCAUCGCGGUGUGCGUCUCCCUGGGUGGUGCCUUCUUCCUUGCCUUCCUCUUAGUCGGCCUCUUCUGCUUCGCCAAGAAGAAGAAGAAGAGAGUGAUGGUUCCUGCAGCAGUUCCUUGUAUCGAGGAAGAAGAACAUCAACCAGAAGCAGUGCCAGCAGUAGGAGGAGGCGCAUAUGGUGCUGCGCCACCUCCAGUACCGGUUCCUGUAGAGCAACACGGAUAUGGUGGUGGUGGCGGUGCAGCUGAGAUCGGGCCUUCUGGGCCGCCAGCUUAUGCUCCUCCUGGUCAUCAUCCAAGUUAUUGA
Messenger RNA from Prunus armeniaca (apricot), 1428 nucleotides. The record is from the annotation of a GenBank genome assembly. Lineage: Eukaryota; Viridiplantae; Streptophyta; Magnoliopsida; Rosales; Rosaceae.